Messenger RNA from Aspergillus niger, 852 nucleotides. RefSeq lists its product as hypothetical. The transcript is spliced from 8 exons. The record is from RefSeq and is a predicted model, not a curated record. Bases 1 to 852 code for a protein of 283 amino acids. Lineage: Eukaryota; Fungi; Ascomycota; Eurotiomycetes; Eurotiales; Aspergillaceae.
AUGUGUCCUGUCAUAACUAUCAAGCUUUCCGUUAGUCCUUCUAGUGCCUGUCGCAUAGCAUGCACGAGAUGGGUGACAGUUCUUCUCGGCCAAAGAAAAGAGCUGAACCUGUCGCACCUGAAUGAUUCUCCCACGCUCAUUUUGCCCUUCCUUGGCGAGUACGCGAUCCCCACCGUCCCCAUUGCUGAAUCAAGUAAUAUCCAGCGUCUCCGACCGUCGACGGUCCCAUCAGUACCAAUCAUACCCAUACUCUGGCAACUCCUGAUCCCGCGAGCGUUGGCCGACUACGCAGAAGCCAUCGAACAAAAUAAGACAGGCAAUUCCAUGCCAUCUGCUGGUGGCUCGGUUAAGAUACUGGUUUACAAAGUACGUUCAGUCUUCAAGGGCCAGCUCUUGUCAAGGUUCAGACACCAUGGCUUCCACUCAUCCGUCGGUGGGUAUCGUGCGUUAUCUCCGAUGAAUCACGACUCUUCAGUGGCCAUGGUGUCCUUGUCCCGGACCUUGGGCUGCACGUUGGAGUCCGAUGUGGAUGCAGCUUCAACCCAGAUGGGCACCGUGAUAGAACUGACGAUGGCUGCUGGGCCAUUGUUCAGGAAAAGCGGUCAAUUGAAGACUUGGAUGAUACUGCCGAGUAAACCAAUCCAUGUCAAGCGAGGGGGUAGUGCCGGGAUUUAUGCAGAUGGUGACACUAGACACCUUUGGAAUCCUGUGUACAACGUAAUCUACGAUCUGGGUGGCGGCGAUGUUUUUCAUUACGGCUAUGAUCAUCCAGACUUGUAUGAAGGUGGUUAUUUGGAGUGGUGGAUGGGUAGCCUGAGGCUGGCGACCUUCCCGACAAGCGGAGUACGGUAA